Messenger RNA from Penicillium macrosclerotiorum, 1263 nucleotides. RefSeq names its product Major facilitator superfamily domain general substrate transporter. Gene Ontology annotation, molecular function: transmembrane transporter activity. The record is from RefSeq and is a predicted model, not a curated record. Lineage: Eukaryota; Fungi; Ascomycota; Eurotiomycetes; Eurotiales; Aspergillaceae. The coding region runs from base 1 to 1263 and encodes 420 amino acids. The transcript has a single exon. Gene Ontology annotation, biological process: transmembrane transport. Gene Ontology annotation, cellular component: fungal-type vacuole membrane.
AUGGCCGAAAAGGAUCCAGAUCCCGAAGUGCUCGACCGCUCAUCGCCGGCAGCCCAAGGUCCUCCCCCGCCGCCUGAUGGAGGUGUGAAAGCAUGGACGCAGGCCGUUAUGGGCCACCUGGUGGCGUUCAACACCUGGGGAUACAUCGCCAGCUUUGGCGUGUUCCAAGCCUACUACCAGUCAGAGCUCGGGGUCUCCCCGUCAGCCAUUUCCUGGGUAGGAUCCGUGCAGGUGUUCCUCAUUUUCUUCGUCGGGACCUUUUCCGGCCGGGCCCUCGAUGCUGGCUUCUUUCGUCCAGUAUACUACACCGGGGUGGUCUUGCAGCUUCUGGGGGUGUUCAUGACAUCGCUCGCCACGCGUUACUGGCAGCUCUUUCUCGCACAGGGGGUCUGUACUGGCCUUGGCAGUGGCUUGCAGUUCUGCCCCGUAAUGGGACUUGUGGCCACCUAUUUCUCCGGGCGCCGGGUCUUUGCAUUGGCGUUUGGACUAGUCGGGAGCGGAACUGGAGGUAUGCUGUUCCCCGGGCUGGUCAAGGCCCUCAUGCCGAGUAUUGGAUUCGGCUGGACGGUGCGCGUGCUGGGCUUUGUGAUGCUGGCGACCAGUAUCCCGGCCACGUUGUUGCUCCAGACACGGUUGCCCCCACGCCGGUCCGGGCCUCUGAUCGAUUGGGUUGCCUUCAAAGAGCCAACCUACGUGCUUUUCUGCUUGGGCAUGUUCUUGAACUUUUGGGGCCUCUAUUUUGCCUUCUAUUAUGUGGGUGCUUUCGGCCGCACUGUUCUUGGCAUGUCCUACUCAGACUCGACCACACUGAUCAUUGUGACCAACGGGGCAGGAAUUGUCGGCCGGCUCAUUCCCGCGUACCUGGCGGACCGGUAUUAUGGUCCGCUCAAUACUAUCAUCCCUUUAACGGUUGGGGCCAGUCUCAUGAUGUUCUGCUGGGCAGCAGUGCACUCAACCGCUGGCCUGUACGUUUUUGCUGUCCUGUAUGGCAUGUUCUCCAAUGGGGUACAGGGUCUCUGGCCUUCGACGCUCUCAAGCCUGACGCCGGACUUGAGUAAGACGGGGACACGCAUCGGCAUGGGCUUCACCAUUGUGAGCUUUGCUUGCUUGACAGGGCCCCCUCUUGGUGGCGCGCUCAUUGCGCGGGCCCACAGUUACAUCGGGGCCCAGAUCUGGGGCGGAUUGACCUUUCUUCUGGGUGCUUUAGUUCUUGUGAGUGCUCGGCUGCUGAAAACUGGAGCCACCGUCACGGCCAAGAUUUGA